Messenger RNA from Striga asiatica, 1764 nucleotides. Lineage: Eukaryota; Viridiplantae; Streptophyta; Magnoliopsida; Lamiales; Orobanchaceae. The record is from the annotation of a GenBank genome assembly.
CACUUUAAUUCGAAGUAUACAUUUGUGGAUGCUCCGGCUGACGACGCUCCACUGGUGGCGUCAAGGACACGGAAGCCUAGAAACCCUGAAGCCAAUAGCCACCACGGGUAACGCCGUCGCGAGUCGCCGCCGCAGCCGGUCUCCGGCGAUGGCCACUAACACCAGGAAACCUCUCUCCACCAGAGCCCCUGCCGUCGUCUCAGCCUCUCCGCCUGCGGCGGAUGAAUCUUUCAAUUUCUCCUCCAAUUCGACGGUGCCGAGGCUCCGUGUCUCCGGAGAUCAGCUGCGUCACUGCUCAGAGGCUCUCGAGAGCUUCAAAGCCAAGAGGUUCGGUUCUCCUCAGACGAUUCAUCAGGAGUUCCAGAUCUUGCAGUUUAGGGAUAAACUUCUUGAAUCUUCAGUGAUUGAGGUGAAGAUUUUAAUGCGAGAGAUUUUGGAUGCUUUAAGCCUGCCAUUUUACGGGUAUUGGCGAAGUUCUUUAUUUGCUGAUCAAAUUGACAUUUGUGGUUUUGAGGAAAAUAGGAUGACAGCUUCAGAGAUGAGGAAUAGAUGUACCGUGGCUCUCAAUGGCGUGAAUUACUCCAAGAACCGUUAUACAGACGUUUUGCCAUGUAUAUUUCUCACUUCUAAAAAUGUAUCUGGGUUUAUUGCGACUCAAGGUCCGCUUUCACACACUUCUGAGGAUUUUUGGGAAAUGAUACUCCAGUAUCGCUGCCCUGUAAUAAUUAUGCUCACUCGCUUGAUUGACAAUUACCAUAUAGUGUUGAUUGGUUUGGCAUCGUCUUAUUUGCUUAGUUUCCUUAUUUGCUGGAAAUUUGAAUUAAGUCUUUCAAGGGCCAUUACUUGUUUGCAUAAGACAGUGAAGUGUGUAGAUUAUUUCCAAGCAGAGGAUGGACCUAGAGAGUUUGGCAACACAUGCAUUUCCACAAAGUGGAUACAAACACUGGACAACUCAUUGAUAUUGCGAUGCUUAGAAGUUAAACACAAAGAGCCAGAGGAACCCCCGUUUUCUGUUUUGCACGUUCAGUAUCCUGAAUGGCCUGAUCAUGGAGUUCCGAUAGACACUUUUGCUGUUCGUGAAAUCUAUAAGAGAAUAUCUAAUGUGCCGCCCAAUCUCGGGCCUAUUGUUGUUCACUGCAGCGCUGGUAUUGGUAGGACGGGAACAUAUUGCGUUAUCCACAAUACAAUCCAGAGGGUUCUUAUGGGUGACAUGACUGCUUUGGACCUUGUUAAUACCAUAACCAGUUUUAGGUCACAGCGUAUUGGAAUGGUGCAAACUAUGGAGCAAUACCUGUUCUGCUAUGAUGCAAUUAUCGAUGAACUCGAGGACCUCACUGCAGAUGGAAAGACUCAGGGCAGUUUAUGAGGAUAUUUUCUCAUGAACUCGGCUCUCCAGUAUUCUCCUUUUAUAUUAUUAGUACAGGAAUGUAAUUCAUUCAAGUCCCCUCUUUACUAGAAUUUGGAGAAAAGACAUUCUCUGGUUGAAUAACGAUUCUCUAGGAGCCGUUAAAGCUAAGUAAGAGUAUGUCGUGGUAUUUUCGGAUUUAUGAUUGAUGCUCAAAUUGUGUAAAUUGGUGGAAGUUCUCUUAAAAAUUUGGAAUCUUUUGACAGAGAUGUUGUUGAUGUUCAUGUCUUAAUGCUUAACUCGAAAUUGUUGAUCGUGUUUUGCCGUUGUAUUUACAUCAUGUAGUGUUCCUGAAUGCUAGUAUCUUCAGAAUGUUCACUUACUAUAGUGUGCUCAGGAAUUUUGCUUAUCUAAAGUUG